Molecule: messenger RNA, 7553 nt
Organism: Antechinus flavipes (yellow-footed antechinus)
Lineage: Eukaryota; Metazoa; Chordata; Mammalia; Dasyuromorphia; Dasyuridae
Gene: SCRT1
Product: scratch family transcriptional repressor 1
Exons: 2
Coding region: 1053-2135 (360 amino acids)
Biological process (GO): regulation of DNA-templated transcription
Molecular function (GO): DNA-binding transcription factor activity, RNA polymerase II-specific; RNA polymerase II cis-regulatory region sequence-specific DNA binding
Source: RefSeq, a predicted model, not a curated record
ACGGGGCCUCCGAGACCCGCAGCCCAGGGGGAGGGGAAGCGAGGACCCUGACUCCGAGGGCAGGCAGGGCUCCUAAAUGCCUGGGUAUUCUUAUCUGUAGAACCUCCGGGGGAGCUCGGGACCACCACCCCCCUUUCUCUUCUUUCUCAAGCCCAGAACUCGCUUUGCUGAAGGGGAAGCCCCCGGGGGAGGGGAAGAGGGGAGCCCAGCCCCGCCUCCGCCGUAUCCCCCUACUCCCCCUCCCUUUCCAGCUUUAUAAGUGAGCGGCCGGGCCCCGGCCAGAGGCAGAGACCGAGGCAGAGGCAGACCGAGGCGAUCGCGGGCGGCGGGAGCUGUCCGAGCGCCGAGCCCCGCCCCCGCCCCUCAGCCCCCUCCCUCAGCCCCCCGCCCGCUCCGCCGGCAGAACAAUAAAGCCCAGGCUGCCCGCAGCCCCCGGGCCCAGCCCCAGCCUCAGCCCCAGCUAGAGACUCGGAGCCGGGUGCUGGCCGUGGUGCUGAAAGGCGCAGCGUGCGCCCGCCCGCCCCGGCCCCAACCCCGGCCCCGGCCGCGCGGAGCCCCACGGGGCUAUGGGGGGCCACUGAGGGACCGUCGCUCCGCCCGCCCGCCGCGGCGGCGGGGCCCCGGGGGGGCCGGGGCCGGGCCUGGGAGGAGACCUGGGGGCAAAGCCGACCCCCCCCAUACACAUACUCCUGUCCGAGGGCUGGGACGGAAGGAGAAAGGGGAGGAAGGAAGGAGGGGGAAAGAAGGAGAGAAGGAGGAGGAGAGAAGGAGAGGAGAGAAGUAGUAGGAGGAGGAGAGAAAGAGGAGGAGGAGGAGAGGAGGAGGCGGCGGCGCGCGCCACGGCGGCCUGGCGAGGAGCUGAGGCCGAAGAGAGCCACUGGACGCUGUGUAAGAAGACGAGCCCCCCAGCUCUGCCUGGCCCUCGGCCACCGCCCCGCGGAUGGUGAGGGGGAUCCGCGGCGGCCGCAGCCCCCUCGCGCCCGGCCCAGGCCCUAGCCCGGGCCGCCCUCCUUCCUCUGGCCCCGCAGAGGCCCCACAGCCCCGCAGGAACCAUGCCCAGAUCUUUCCUGGUCAAAAAGGUCAAACUUGAUGCGUUCUCCUCUUCUGACUUGGAGGGCCCUUAUGGCCGGGCACGGAGCGACCUCGGAACCCGGCUGCCAGAGAAAGCAGGAUACCUCAGUGACUACAUCGCCCCAACCGUGUACGAUGCCGCAGACUCAGAUGCAUCCCUGCUCAAGGGCCCGUCCCAGGAGCCUAUGUACGCAGCGGCCGUACGCGGAGAGCUGGGCCCGCCCGCUGCUUCGGCCCCACCGCCCACCCCGCGACCAGAGCUGGCUACGGCUGCAGGAGGCUACAUCAAUGGUGAUGCGGCUGUCAGCGAGGGGUACGCUGCAGACUCCUUUUUCAUUACCGACGGGCGAUCUCGCCGUAAGGGCGCCAGCGCAGCCUCGGCCCAAGGCGGAUCCGACGGCAGUAGCGGUGCAGGAGCAGGAGGAGGAGCCGGGAGUGGGGCGGGGUCUGGAGGGCGGGGUCAACAGGCAGGCGGGGCGGGGCCGGGGUCCGAGGCGCGCUCUGGCCGGCACGCGUGCAGCGACUGCGGCAAGACGUACGCCACGUCGUCUAAUCUGAGCCGGCACAAGCAGACGCACCGCAGCCUGGACAGCAAGUUGGCGCGCCGCUGUCCCACGUGCGGCAAGGUGUACGUGUCCAUGCCAGCCAUGGCUAUGCACCUGCUCACGCACGAUCUGCGCCACAAGUGCGGUGUGUGCGGCAAGGCCUUCUCCCGGCCCUGGCUGUUGCAGGGCCACAUGCGCUCGCACACUGGUGAGAAGCCCUUCGGCUGCGCGCACUGCGGUAAAGCGUUCGCUGACCGCUCUAACUUGCGCGCGCACAUGCAAACGCACUCGGCCUUUAAGCACUUCCAGUGCAAGCGCUGCCACAAGGCCUUCGCCCUCAAGUCCUAUCUCAACAAACACUACGAGUCCGCCUGCUUUAAGGGCGGCAGCACCGGAGGGGGAGCUGCGGAGGGAAGUGGGGGAGGGACCAUCAGCCCCCCGACUACGCCCGGCCCCGCCCCCCCCUCGGCGUCCUCCUCAGUGCACGGCCCGCCUCCUCUCAGCCCGCUUAGGGCUUGAGGAGGGCGUUCCCGGAGCUUCAUCCUCCCUUCAUCCCUCCGGCAGCAAUAGGGUCCUGGGAGGGGAGAGCCGGGGUCCUCACCCGUCCUCUCAGCAAUAGGGCUCCCUCCCUUGGGAAGAGGAAGGCGGUUUAUCCUCUGAUCCUUUCCAGACAUCUGGCUGGAAGGCAUUGGGAGGAGAGAGGUGUUCCCAACUGAUCAGCAAUAGGGUCCCCGGAAAAGAUGGCCUCUGUUCUGGCCCCCUUUUCUGGGCCCAAGGCUAGGGAGGGAGCACUCUCCACUAUUCAGCAAUAGGGUCCCUGAGGAAGGGAAAGGUGGCCUUGCCCCUAUCCCAGCUUCUGGACCCCAGGCUGGGGAGGGCGCACUUCCCCCUCAAGGCAACCUCUUCUCUGUCUUCAUGUCUGUCUCCCCUCUUUGGGGCCCUUGACUGGGGAAGGGGGACCCCCCCCCCAAGGCGACCUCUCUCCUCUUCCCCCCCCACUUUGGGGAAAAUGGGUGAGGAGGAUUUUGUCCCUACUACUCAGCAAUAGGGUCCCCUGGGAAGGUGAAGGCAAAGUCUCUGUUCCCCCCACCUUUAGGACCCCGGUUAGGAAAAGGGUCCCCCCCUCCCUGUAUCUUCUCAAUGAUAGGGCCAUAGGGAAGGCGGCUUGCCUUGAUCUCAACUAGCUUCCCCUUUUGAGACCUGGGCUGGAGAAGGGGAGCCCCUCAUUACUCAGCAACAGGGUCCCGAUAGGUGACCUCCCCUCCCUUCUGUCCUCAUUGUAGGGCAGACUAGGGAUGGGACCUGGGUAAGAGGCGUACCCAUCAUUCAGCAACAGGGUUUCCCUGGAAAGGUCCUGGUCUGUCUCCUAAAAGAAGCCCCAAGCUGGGUAAUGGAUGCGGGUGUCCCUCACUUCUUUCGGCAAUAGGGUCGUCCAGGGAAGCCUCUCCUGUCUGAAGACCCCUAGGCUGGUGAAGUGUCACCCCCACCUCAGUGAUAGGGUCUUGGAGACAGUCCUUCCCCCAGCCACCUUAGGCCUUUACUGGCUGACGGGGAUAAAGGGAUACUGGGUUUGGUGCCGCCGUCCACCUCUUUUAAGCAAUAGGCUACCGAGGCGGCGGCGCCCUGCCUCUUGCCCUCUCCAAUAAGGACCCCUCACAGGCUGGGGGCUAGGGACAUCCCAUCCCACCAUCUUAUUUCCCAGCAAUAGGGUCACAGGGCCCUAUCCUCUCUUGGGGCCUUGCAUAGCUGGAGGAGGGGAGUGGCGGCUCCUUCUAGGGCUCACAGGACCUUUGGGGUUUCGCAGUCCCUAGGUUCCUUAAGGCUGAAUACCAGGGACCUGCCCCUCUCUGCCUGCAGGCUCUGAGAGGAUUGCAGGACCCCGGGGAAAGCCUCCCCUUUGGUGGAGCCCCAGGAAGAGGGACAGGCAAGAGGGCAAUCUCCCCACAGUUCUCUAGGGAUUGAGGGAGGGGAGAUGAGGACCGGGAAGCCCCCCUCCCCUCAUCUCCCUAGCUCAGACCUGGAAGGGGUCAAUUCGGACCCCGUCCUCCCUUUCCUCCACCUCAGCCCUGCCUCCGCCCACCAAAUCCGAACUCUUCCGGCCCAGCUACCUGGGUCUCCCGUCCCUGUUCCCCAUAACGAAUAAUAAUGACGCAUAUCGGAUCGCAUGGACUUAUCCGACCUUCCCCAGCCCUAGGUUCCUCCCACCCCUUCCAGCCCCAACCCCCUAGGCAUUAAAUGUCCCGGGGGAGGCGGGGCAAAUUGUAAUAGUGACGCUCACCUCGCCCACACCCCCCUCCCCCAUCACCUCUCAGUAUUCGCCUUGCGGGUAAAGCCCUGGGGGUUCAGGGGGGCGUCUCUUGCGCGUCGGGUUAAUUUAUUUGUUAUUUAUGUUUGUUGAUGAAUGGAUUGCACUCGGGUCGGGCAGUCCCGGCCCACGCCCUGGGCUUUUCUAAGAGAAAGUUCCUGCAAGAACUUUCUCGCCCCCACCUCCUAAGAUAGACACCCCCUCCGUCCCGCCCCCCCCGCCUCCUCGGAGCUCCGCCCCUCUGGCAGCUCUUUUCCCCACAUGCACUCUCUCGUCAUCGGAGCUCCGCCCCUUUUAGAAGUCCUCCUCACACGCUCCACUCCUUCCCAGGUCUCUACUUUCAUCUCGGAGUUCCGUCCGUCAGCCCCGUCCCUCCUCGGAGCUCUACCUUCACCUCCUUACAUAGAUUUCUCCCACCCCACUCCACCCCACUCCACCCCCAGUAACUUCAUUCACGCCCCACCUUCCCCACCUCCCACUCAGUUGCCAAUUUUCGCCCGUCUAUGCCAAAGCCUCGGCGGCGACCCCGCCCCCCAGGGCCCCACCCCAUUGGCCGCCGCCGUUGUGACGUCACUGCAUGCAGCCCCGCCCUCCCUUCCUCGGGGCUGCCCCGCCCCUUGCUCCUCUCUCUCCCUUCCUUCUUCCUUCCCCUCCCCUUUUCCUCCCCUUAGAUAGUCCGAUACCGACUAUAGAGCAAUAAUGCGCACUGCAUGCGAAGCUGCCGCCGCCUCUAGUGUUACAGAGAAUCAGGUACCCCCCCACUUCCCUCUUCCCCAAGCCCCGCCCCAGGCCCCGCCCCGCGCCGAUAUCAGGGACACUGCGCGAGGUGGGCGGGGGCCAUACGCGCAGACUUUCUCUACCCAUCCCACCCUUCCAAUAAUCCCUUGCCCUGGCCCCAACCAAGGCCCCCUCGGCUGGCCCGGCGGCGGCGGAGGAGGCGACCACCAAGGGACAGACCCCAGAUUGGGGAGAGAGGCGGAGGAUACAUACACACACACACACACACACACACACAUACACACGAAGACGGAAACGGACAGGGUCUUAAGGAUAGAGAAACAAGGAUGCAGAGACGUAGAAAUAAGGGAACGUGAAAAAAUAUAGUAAGAGGCAUGGGGGAAGCACGAGACAAAAACAAACAAACAAACACCACUCAAUAAAGAGUUAAGCCCCUUGCUCUAUGCUGAGUGUUGGAAAAUGACCCCUCACAGUGCUUACAGUCGCCUGAGAGGAUGAUGCAUAUAUAUCUUCCUCUUUUCUCGUCAGAAUAUCGGGACACAAGCAGUAAUGGUCAGAAAGAGGUUUGAAAAAUUCAAGGGGCAGGGAGGAAUCCACUCCUUCCUGAAGUAAAGAGAAAGUGAGUCAGAAAGAUGGGAAAGAAUCCUGAAGAGAUGAAAGGAGGAGAUGACUUGGCAACAGCUUUCCUACUCUACGCAGAGCCACCCAAGGGGCACUGUAGUGUGUAAUAGAAUGAGUACAGCAAAUCAGGAGAAUGGGGCUGGCUGUACUCCUAUUCUUGUCAGUCCUGGGUAUGACCUUGAGCAACUGGGCUUCCAUUUUCUCCUUUAUAAAAGGAAGGGAUUGUACUAGAUGGUGUAAAAGGACCCUUCUAGCUCUGAUGUUCAGUGAUCCUUUGAUCCUAGAUCCAGAUAGAGGACAAGGAUUCUUUUUUCAGUAAUGGAUUGGACUAGAUGGUUAUUGAGGUCCCUUCCAGGCCUGAAAUUCUAUAAUGAUGCGACACUGAGCUAUAUGGAGACCCAGGGAAGACAGACAUAGAGGUAUGCAGAGACAUAGGAGAGAAAAACACAUAGAAAAAGAGAAAUGGAGAUUCAGAAACAGAAUUGAAUAUUAAUACAGACUUAAUCCCCUCACACACACACACCCCAUUACAUACAUAGCCAUCACCCCAACUUCUUUGAGAGAUGAGGUUUCCAACUCUAGGAACCCCAGAAGGAGGGUUUGGGGGAGUGCAGGGACCUCCGCUCCUCUGCCUUAGGUUCACCCAUCAUUCCAUGAUACACCCAGGGACACAAUUGUAUAGCAGAACACAAUCACAACAUUCUCUCCCCUCACACACACCCCAUCGUAACCCUCUCCACCAAUUACUACCAUAUACAUAGGCACAGAUAUAUGGUAGUGGAUAUACAUACACCUUCACUCAUUUACUCAACUGGUGCUUGGCUCCAGAGGGCAGAAUUAGGAGCAAAGGGGUUACAAUCAUAGAGUGGCAGAUUUCCCUUUGAUAGGAGGAAAAAGACAUUUCUAAAGAUUAGAACCAUCCUAAGGGGAGUGACUGCCUUGUGAAAACUGAAUUCCCUAUUACUGAAGGUCUUCAAAUAGAGUCUGCCCAGAGAUAAUGUAGAGGGGAUUUCAGCUCAAGUUCAGGCUGGGCUAAUCUGAGCUGCUGUUUCUAGAACUUUUUGUGGUUUACAAAGUACUUGACAUACAUACAUUGUCUUACUUGUUUCUCCACAAUAACCUUGUGGAGUGGGUACUGCAAGUAUUGUACUAGUUCUACAGGUAAAGAAACUCACAGCUAGUAAGUGCUGGAGGUGGGAUUCACUAGAUCACCUCCUUCAAGGUCCACUGUUCACUUCACUCCAUUCACUGCUCACUCAGCUCCAAGAGUUUAUUAUUUUCAUAAAACCCCCACAGAGCCUAAGCCUGCAUUAGCUGCUAAGGGAGACAUAAAAAGAAGCUAAGAUAUGGUCCUUGCCCUCGGGGAGCUUCCAAUCCCAUUCCAUCACAGUGACAGAGCAAGGGGGCUACACACCCACUUUCCAUACCCAAGCACAGCCAGACAGUCUUCCAGCCAGUAUGACAGCCAGAUAAGUGAUAAGUCUCACACAGGCACACCAAUGCAGUUGUACACAGAGGAACACACACACACACACACACACACACGCCCAGGAACACACUACCACAGUCCCACAAACAUGGUUGUACACCACACACACACACACACACACACACACACACACACACACACACACAUCAAACCUCCUUGGGCCCCUCCCUACCUCCCCUGUGUUCCUCCUCUGUGCUUGCACACACAUGGUCUACCUACUUACCUAAGCAGUGAGCAGGUCUCACAGCCGCUGGGCCAGGCCGGGGGCCCCCUUUCCCCAAUGCCUUGCCCCAUGUCCUACCGUGGAAAGCCAUGGGUCCCACCUUCUCUUCCCUUCCCAAGUCCCCAUCUCUGAAUCAGCACAAUAUCCCACCUUAGCAAAUUCAGGUAGAAGGAACGUGUAUAGGUAGCACCUCUGUUUUUGUACUGACUGCAACAGGCCCCGGGGCCACCCAGCGUGAAUGGGAGAGCUAGGCUGGGAGGGGACAGGGCAGCUGUGCCCUCCCCCUGUUCCCCUCUGCAGCACAUGACUCCCUUCCCUUCCCCUUUCCUUGUAUAUACUCCCCCUGCCCUGCCCCGACAGGCUGGGAUUUUUACGUGGGCCGUCCCCCUCUCCCCUCCGCCUGACUCCUCCUCAUGCCCCGCUUUUGGGGCUGCGGCCCGGGGGGCUUGGGGCCGGCCGGACAGACGGACGGACGGACAGACCUCCUUCCUAAGCACAAUAGCACCAGCUCCCCGGAGCACCGCACCUCCAAGAGGAGAAUAAACGCGACUCUUGAUAGAA